GCUCACCCCACCUCCCUACCCCACCACACUCAAGAUGAACUCGCACUUCGCCGUCGCCGCCGCCGCCCUGGCCUUCGUCGCCUCCGUCAACGGUGAGGCCUGCUCGGCCACGCAGCAGGCCUCGGCCUACACGUCCAUGGUGGGCCUCCUGCAGGGCACGGCGCUCAACACGUGCGCCACGGACUCGGGCUACAACAUGCUGUACGCCACGUCGCUGCCGACGGCCGAGCAGACCGCCGCCAUGUGCAAGGUGGACGCGUGCCACGAGCUCAUCAAGAACGUGCAGGCCACCAACCCGCCCGACUGCGACCUGUCGAUCCCCACGAGCGGCGCCGUCAUGAACGUCAAGAGCCUGGCCGACAACUUCGAGCCCGGUUGCACGUCCGCGUCCUCGCCCGCCACGGAGGCCCCCGCCGCCACCACGGCCGCCCCGGCCCCGGCCGCCACGACCGCCCCCGCUGCUGAGACCCCCGCUUCCACCACGGCUGCCCCCGCCGCGGACUCGCCCGCCCAGCAGGACACGCCCGCGCAGGAGUCGACCCCCGCCGUCACGCCCGCUGCCACCACUGCCGCUACCCCCACCGCGUGCUAAGUGCAGGGAGGACUGAGAGCAAACGAUUCGCUUCGUACCGCUACCGCUGUUAAUAAGAGAGCCCUCGGGCCAUUUUGUGUUAUG
Molecule: messenger RNA, 676 nt
Organism: Phytophthora sojae
Lineage: Eukaryota; Oomycota; Peronosporomycetes; Peronosporales; Peronosporaceae
Exons: 1
Coding region: 35-592 (185 amino acids)
Cellular component (GO): extracellular region
Source: RefSeq, a predicted model, not a curated record